GUUUUGCCAUAAUCCAUUACAGUGUCUCGGGGGAAAGGGCGCAGGGCCAAUUGCAUGCCCAAUUUAGGCGCUUUAUCUCGUGCCACCUUUCCAUUUUCGCGUGCGCGCGUCGGGGUUCCACACAGGCGAAAAUGUGAUGGAUCCGUUUGAAGUGACGUGAUUUAGCUGUGGGGACAUUUUUCACGUUAGAGUUCAUGAUGAUAAUUCCAAUGGCGGUGACGAAAACGACGGCAGUUCUCCAAUGGACCUCUGCUAUUGGCUGACUCGAACGCCGCGAGCGGGGUGUGCGUAUAAAUUGUGCAGCAGACGCACUGAAGCCUUUUGUCAUGUAGAAGUGUGAUAAGUUCUCGGAAAGGAGGCUGCAGAAGGGGCCAGGACCGAGAAAGACACCUGUUACCGAAGCCUAGACUUCUGCCAGAAAGCAAACAGCCAAGAACCGCAAGGGACGCUUCGCCUCUCUCGCCGCCCCGCCCCGGCUCCGGCCCGGCCCCUCCUACGGCCCUCCCCCCCCCCUCCCUCCUCCUCGCCAGUGAAGCCCUAGCGGGACGAUGUGGGUGCUGGACAAGAUCCGCGGGUCGGUGGAGGGCAACGCUCUCCGGGCGGGCGAGGCCGCGGAGGCGAAGCAGGGCCGGGCGGCGCCGGCGUACAGCAACGUCCUGACGCCCGACAAGAUCCCCGACUUCUUCAUCCCGCCCAAGCUGGUGUGCUGCCCCGUGGAGGCGGAGCCCCCCGAGGUCCGGCCCAAGGGCGGCAUGCAGGGCUCCAUCUCGGAGCAGGCCAUCAGCGCCCAGAAGCCCCCCGGCAGCCCCCGCAGCCCGCGGCUGGUCAGCAAGCUGGCGGGCGACACCCGCAGCCUCCUGAAGGCCGCCAACCGCCACAUCAUCCAGAUCGAGAGCGCGGACGAGGUGGUCGCCGGGGACACCAACGCCGACCCCCAGUCCCAGACGGCCAUGUCGCUGCCCUACGUGCCCAAGACGCAGACGUCCUACGGCUUCGCCACGCUGACGGAGAGCCCCCACACGCGGCGGAAGGAGUCGCUGUUCCACAGCGACCACGCCCCGCCGGGCGCCAGCCCCGUCACCUCCCCCAACGCCCAGCGCAGGAAGUCCCCCGGGGGCGUUGGCGGCGGCGGCGGCGGGGGCGGCGCGGAGGUCGACGCCCACCACCUGAACCCGGCCGACCUGAGCAACGUGUCGCACAUGAACCCGUACCGCUACUUCAGCGGCGGCGAGAGCGACACCUGCUCGUCGGCGGAGUCGUCGCCGUUCGGCUCGCCGCUGCUCUCGCGCUCCGCCUCGCUGCUCAAGAUCUUCACGCACGAGACGCAGGCCAAGGUGUCGCGCGCCAAGCGCUCCUUCGCCCGCCACUCCUCGCUCUCCACCGACGAGUGCAGCUCGGCCGAGCCCAGCCCCAGCGUGCCGCGCCGCGCCCGCGGGUCCUCCGGGCGGGGCGGGGCCGGGGGCGGGCCCCGGGACGCGCCGCAGCGCGAGCACACGGUCAACCUGCACCGCGGCGGCACCGUGCGGCUGUGCGUGGACUACGACGCCGGCGCCGCCCGCCUGCGCAUCCGCGUGCUCGCCGCCGAGGACCUGUACGACCGGCUCGCCGACGUCAAGGGCAUCAACUGCUGCGUGUCGCUCUGCCUGAACCCGGGCAAGCUGCAGAAGCAGCGCAGCAACAUCAUCAAGAACAGCCGCAACCCCGUCUUCAACGAGGACUUCUUCUUCGACGCCGUCCCCGCCGCGCAGGUCAAGAGCCUGGCCGUCAAGAUCAAGGUGGUGAACAAGGGCACCAGCCUGAAGCGGGACACCCUGCUGGGGGAGAGGGAGGUUCCCCUCCACAAGUUGCUCUCUGGGCUCUAGUUUCCAGGGUUUUUGGGGGGUUUUAUUUUCGGGACAUUUUUUUUUGUGUGUAGCAGAGGAGCAGAAUCUGUGAUGAUUCACACGUAUGUCAGCGCGCGUUCCCCUCGAUGAUUCCCCCUCCCCCUUCUCCCCCCCCCCUCCCCCCCUCUUCCUCAUGGUUGCUUACCCCCACCAGUCAGCAGGCAGACCUCCAGACCUGUCACGUUCCUGGCAGACUUCACUUCCUGGAGAGAAGCGGCACGUGGAACCCGCCGCAGCUCGCCGACCAACGACUUUUCCCCGCCGGCGCGCCAUUUUGCUUAUUAUCCGCCCCUCGUCUUCGUG
This is a messenger RNA of Anguilla anguilla (European eel), 2186 nucleotides long. RefSeq names its product C2 calcium-dependent domain-containing protein 4C-like. The record is from RefSeq and is a predicted model, not a curated record. Bases 549 to 1862 code for a protein of 437 amino acids. The transcript has 2 exons. Lineage: Eukaryota; Metazoa; Chordata; Actinopteri; Anguilliformes; Anguillidae.